AUGGCGUCUUCUCAAUCACCUCACCUCACGAACAUUCCUCAAGCCGUAAGAAUAGCUGCCAGUAUAGAUCCCAACGUCGAUGCCCAACUGAAGCAACAAGCGAUAGACUAUCUUACGAAAGUGAGAGAGCUCUGUCAAGAGACUUGGCAGGACUGUUUGGCAUUGUACCUCCAAGGUGCAGGUGCUGCUGGACCCUCUAACGCUGGCAAAGAUGGAAAAGAAAAGCUGGAGACAGACUUGAGGAUGUUCUGUGAGCAAGUGGUGGAUACAGUUUUGACGCACAAACCACAAGAGAUGACUGUGGAAGCUCAACAAGCGACCUAUAAUGCGAUCAUUGCCUUUAUAGAUAAUGAAUAUGUGCAAGGGCCUUGUGAAGGUGGUCAAGCAUUCCUUCGAAAUAAACUUGCUUUUACAAUAGCACACCUCUUUCUAGACGUGUACCCUAUCACUAUUCCCUCGUUCCUUCAGCCCCUUUUUGCUCUCUUCACGCCGUCAGAUCCGUCCUCCUCGACCCCGAUAAACCUUCACCCCACACUUCUUACCGUACGUGUGCUUUCAGAAAUAGCGCAAGAAAUUCACGAUACGACCAUCCGAAGCGCACGUCCGUAUUCCAAAAACAGACAAGAACGAGAUGGGGUAGUCAGGGAUGUCAUCAGAUCUAGUGGAGAUGAGCAACUAGCUAUAGAUGGGAUGUUGGGCUUCAUAGAACGAGGUUUAAAUACUCUGGAUCAGGGUGGAGAUGAAAAGUGGUUAGAAGCGGUUGAGGCUACUCUUAAAACUAUGGCUACCUGGACUCCUUGGGUGGAUCUCGCUGUCAGUCUCAGCCCUAAAUCGCUUUCCCUUUACCAUCGAAUACUGCAAUCCCGUCACAUAACUCUUCGUACUGCCUCUGCAAACAUCAUCAAAACCUUCGCUGCCAAAGGAAUACAAGAUCCACAAGCACGGUUGGAAGUACUCAAGGUUCUCAACGUUGUUUCGUUGGUAGAUCCAUUGGAAUCCGAAACAAGAGGUGUAAAGGAUAAUGAGGCAGUCAUUGCUUUCAGAGCUGCCAUAGGGGGGAUUUUAGCAACUUUCGGGACGGAAGCCAUCGCUUUCACUGAGAACACCGACAUUCCGGAACCUUUGCGUAACGAAGCAGAAGAAAUAAUGAAUCACGCUCUUCCCCUCCUACUUCGAUUCUUAAGUGACCGCCAGUAUGAAGUACCCAUUUCAGUUGCCCCUUUCGCUUCAGACCUGCUUCGAGUGUACAAACGAAUUUACAAACCUCCCCUCGCCCCUCCACCUGUCAAAGGGCAACCACCACCUGCAGUACAAUCUCCUCCACCUCCGCUCUCCCCAGAACGACGUCAAUUCUUAGCCUCUAUGUUGGAUAUCCUUAUAAGACAGCUGGCGUGGCCUGAAGAAGCAGAAUGGGAAGCCCCCGGGAAUGAGGAGGAUUCAGACGAUGAGAUGGCUCUCUUCCGUUCUUUCCGGGUGUACUGCCGAUCUUACAUCGAAUCUAUCGCUCAGAUAGAAAAGGCUUUACACACCGAGGUGGUUGCAAGAAUUGUCGUGGCUACAUUAGAUGCCUUCCAGGCCGGUGGACCUUCCGCUGUUCCUUGGCAACAGGCCGAAUUGGCAUUACACCUCAUUUACACAUUUGGAGAAUUGUCAAAAAGGUUUUACAAUUUACCUCCCGAAGUUGCUACCAAAGCCGCCAGGGAUAAAGUUUAUCGUGCGAACGCCAAUAAGGCUUAUAACGAGUCUGCCAUGUCAAGUGGCCGUACGACACCCACUAUGAGCGAAGGUGAUUUCUCACAGCCGACAAUCGAUGGCAAUUAUGGAAAUGCCAGAGAAAACUUUGAUUACGACCAGUAUCCGCUUUCCCCGCUUGGGGAGUUACUCAAGCGUUGCAUGGCAUCCGGAAUCUCGUCUUACCCCCAUCCUAGUGUCACUUUGCAAUACUUCGAGAUAUCAGUACGAUAUGUUGAGUUUUGGAGGUAUAAGCGAGAAACUGUCCCGCCUAUGUUUGAGGCAAUCCUGGAUGCCAGAGGUGUACAUCAUCCUGAUGAGUGGGUCCGACGACGAUGUUUCUAUCUCUUCCAGAAGCUGUGUAAGGACUGCCGAAGCGACUCUGUCAACGAGAUCGUAUCACCGAUCUUGGACAGCAUCAAGGAUCUUUUGGUCAUUAACGCUGAACUCCCAGCUGCUGACUCACCUGACGAGAGUCCGCUCACGAAGGCAACAACCGGGAAAACCUAUGCUGCAGACCAAUUAUACCUUUUCGAGGGUGCAGGUUUCUUAAUAUUCUUCACCAAGUCAGAUCCUAACAAGCAGAUGUCAUUGUUGGAAGCAGUUGCUGGACCUCUCAUGAGUGGUAUGGCUUCUGGAGUCGAAAGUUAUCGUGCAGAUCCCAAUGAUCUUCAAGCAGUUCUUCGAGUCCAUAAUCACCUCAUGGCUCUUGGCCAUUUCGCUAAAGGCUUUCAUACAAUUACCGACAAUCAAGUGGAAACAUUGCCAUACACUCCACCUUUCAAACAGAUGACCGAAGCAUUGCUGCAAGCUCUAGAUGCGGUCAAAACUCAGAGAGUGGUGCGGGAUGCUGCUCGAUUUGCUUUCGCGCAAUUCGUCAAUGCCAUCGGUACAACGGUCGCCGAGCUUGUUCCGCGUUUCGUCUCCGUCGUGGUCACGGAGUAUGAGUCAUCCGAAUUGGUCGACUUUAUGCUUUUCCUGGGGCUGUUGAUGCAUCGUCUCAAGACCAUGGAUAUGCUACUCCUCCCCCUCCUCUCGCGAAUUUUCGCCAUCUUGCAACAACCGAUCACUGGCACAGAUGAAGCUCAGACACACUCUCGCCUCAAAGAUGCCUACCUUACCUUCUUCACCGCAUUAAUGAACGCCAAUCUCGACGGAGUCUUCAUCACAGAACGGAACAAGCCGGAAUUUGAGAACCUCCUAACCACACUCUUAGGGUUAACGCAAGACUGCUCGGAUCCAGGAUCGCAGCGAUUUGCUUUCGGUUUCUUCGCUCGGAGUGUUAUCGCUUGGGGUACUUCUCCGGAAGCAGCAGCUCGACCGUCGGUCUUUGCUGACAGCGCUCUCUCUGCUAUGAGUAAGGCGGUAGCCAACGGUUCAGCCGCUGCUACUAAUCAGCAUGCGAUUGCCAAGGAGGAGAGGGCUAAACAAGCUCUACCUGGAUAUGAAAACUUCAUCUAUCAGAGAUUAUUGCCCGCAUGUUUCGAAGUCCCAGCCAGAAAAGAGUUCAACAUCCGAGGAAGCGGCUUGACCCUCUUUGAGAUGGCAGGGCUGGUUCGCAGUACCGUUCAAGCUCGUGGUCAAGAAGCGAUUGACUUCAUGCUCAACGAUUUACUUCCUCGGUUAGGUUGUCCCUCCGAAAUUGCCAACCAGUUUGUCAACAGCUUGAAGACGCAGCAGGCAAAAGACUUUAGAAAGACGUACACCGACUUUGUCAAGGCUAUGAGAGGAUGA
Molecule: messenger RNA, 3465 nt
Organism: Kwoniella shivajii
Lineage: Eukaryota; Fungi; Basidiomycota; Tremellomycetes; Tremellales; Cryptococcaceae
Exons: 14
Coding region: 1-3465 (1154 amino acids)
Biological process (GO): tRNA re-export from nucleus
Cellular component (GO): nuclear pore; nuclear matrix; cytoplasm
Molecular function (GO): tRNA binding; small GTPase binding
Source: RefSeq, a predicted model, not a curated record